Trifolium pratense (red clover) is the source of this 1176-nucleotide messenger RNA. RefSeq names its product probable pectate lyase 4. The record is from RefSeq and is a predicted model, not a curated record. Lineage: Eukaryota; Viridiplantae; Streptophyta; Magnoliopsida; Fabales; Fabaceae. The transcript is spliced from 4 exons. Bases 1 to 1176 code for a protein of 391 amino acids. Gene Ontology annotation, molecular function: pectate lyase activity.
AUGGUAUCUAACGGUACCAAUUCUGUCCCAUGGAGCUUUGUUUUCGCCAUUUUAAUUGCCAUAGUUUUCACUCCAAAAUUUAGUUUCGCCAAACAAUCCAAGUUAAUGGGCAUGAAAAUGAACACGAUUGAUCGAUGUUGGAGACCAAAUCCUGAAUGGAGGAAGCAUAGACAACAGCUAGCAACUUGCUCCGUAGGUUAUGUUGGAAAGAUGACAAACAACAUUGGUAACGACCUCAUACAUUAUAAAGUUAUUGACCCAAAUGACGAUCCCAUAAAUCCAAAACCUGGUAUGUUGAGAUAUGGAGCUUCUGUAAUUCAAGGUAAAGUGUGGAUCACAUUCCAAAAAGACAUGAACAUUAAGCUAAUGAAACCACUUCUCAUUAGUAGUUUCACUACCAUUGAUGGUCGUGGCGUUAAUGUACACAUUGCUGAUAAUGCAUGCUUGAUGAUAUCCAAGGCCACCAACAUAAUCAUUCAUAGCCUUCGAAUCCAUCACUGCAAAGCUCAAGCACCGGGGAAGGUGAUGGGGCCUAAUGGAAAGGUAAUUCAUAUUGGUCCAGUAGAUGGAGAUGCAAUUAGAUUGGUCACGGCUUCAAAAAUCUGGAUUGACCAUAAUACACUUUAUGAAUGUGAAGAUGGUCUUCUUGAUGUCACAAGAGGUUCUACUAAUGUCACUAUAUCCAAUAAUUGGUUUAGAGAACAAGAUAAGGUUAUGCUUCUUGGUCAUGAUGAUGGAUAUUUGAGGGACAUAAACAUGAAGGUUACUGUUGUCUACAAUCAUUUUGGACCUAACUGCAACCAACGAAUGCCAAGAAUUCGACAUGGAUAUGCACAUGUAGCCAACAAUCUUUACUUAGGGUGGAUGCAAUACGCCAUCGGUGGAAGCAUGGGGCCUAGCCUUAAAAGUGAAUCUAAUCUCUUCAUAGCACCAAAAGUUGGGAGUAAAGAGGUAAUAUGGAGAAAAAUUGGCAAUACGAAUGGAGACAAAUGGGAAUUUUAUUCGGUUAGGGAUGCAUUUGAAAAUGGAGCCUCUUUCAUGGUAACAAAAGGAGGACGUGUGCUGAAGCCUAAUUAUAGCAAAGAACAAAGUUUUGAAGUUGUUGAUGUCAAAUCUAUUAGAUCAUUGACAAGAUCAUCAGGUGCAUUUAAAUGCAGUAGUACCUCUAUAUGUUGA